Molecule: messenger RNA, 671 nt
Organism: Girardinichthys multiradiatus
Lineage: Eukaryota; Metazoa; Chordata; Actinopteri; Cyprinodontiformes; Goodeidae
Product: saxitoxin and tetrodotoxin-binding protein 1-like
Exons: 6
Coding region: 6-590 (194 amino acids)
Source: RefSeq, a predicted model, not a curated record
CCACCAUGACUGGGUCACAUUUGGCCAUUAUCCUUGUUUCUCUGAUGUCCUUCAGCGCCACGGCACCAUUGGGAGAUGAAUGCAGCCAGCUGACCCGAGAACUGACCGCUGAACAGCUUGACGAGAUCUUGGGCUGCUGGAUCUUAAUUGAGGGGACAGUUAAAAAUGACUUCUUUGGUCCUGUGUUGGAUUUCAUCGAAAGCAUGUGGAUGGUGCUGAAUAGAACAGCAGACAGCCACACCCUGUGGUUAGAUCAGGCAAGCCGUCUGGCAGCCAGGCAGCAGCCUAUACCAAUGAAAGAACAAUGCCUCCGAAUCGCUAUGAAUGUUACCCUCGUCAGCGGAAAAGGGUUGGAGUUGUACAUCCCGACUGCCGCAUCCUAUCACAGGUUCCUGCACACCUGCUCUGACUGUUUGCUCAUGCACACCUACAACAAAGACAACAAUUUCCAGAUGUUGUACUUGUUUGGCAGGAAUACAACUGUGGCAGCCUGUGAUUUAAACACCUUCAGGAAACAGGCUGAAUGCCUCCAGUUUCCUCUGCAAUCAAAGUUUCAGUACGACAACAGAACAGAACUUUGUCCUGAGUAGAGGAUGAAGCCACAAAUCCUAUACUGUUAACCUGCUGAUUAUUUUCUAUAUACCUUUAUUUUACUCAUGUACUAUCUAUUC